UGGUUAUCGUGUUGACGUAUGUGCGUAUGUGUGGAUUACGUGUUUAUCGUCAACUUUCUGUCAUUAAACUAAUAAUUCUUUAAACUUUUUGCUAUUAAAAGUUAAUUACCAUUUAAGUUUCUUUAGUCAUGGCAACCCAAGUGUAUAUCAAGUCUGGUAAAAGUUUUCUCUACGAGUCAACGGAAAAAAAUGUAGUUGGGCGUGGCGCUCACGGUAAGGUUUUUUCCGGACAUUUUAAGCCAGAUUUGAAUACACCAUGGGGAAAAGUCUCUGAUGAGGAAAAAAACGCGGCUAUCAAACGAGUAGAAAUUGAUUUUAAGGAGGAAAACUGGAUGGAUAUUGGAAAUGAUCGGGAAGUUGUUGCGUUGAAAGAAUUGAGACAUUCCUGCAUCGUGCGUUUGUUCGCUGUUGAAGACGAUGACAAUUUCAGAAACUACAUUUUUGAACUGUGUCAAGGGACCCUUGAAGAAUUUUUCACGAAAAAAUAUGACGAACUUAUGCCUGAUGAAAUAGAAGGACUUUAUCAGAUGGCGUCUGGUUUGAAGUUCAUUCACGAGAAAAAGAUGAUCCACCGAGACAUCAAGCCCGAAAAUAUCCUCAUUUCGGUACUGGAUGGAAGUGCUCGACUGAAAAUAGCAGAUUUAGGAUUCACCAAACGGCUAAAAGAAGACGGGAUUCAUUACGAUUUGGCGAGUGGACUAAAGGGAACCGAAUAUUACAUGGCCCCAGAGUUAUUGGCAGUCAGGAACCUAACAGGGCGUGUUCUUGAUACGGAGUGCACAAUUGCGACUGAUGUUUUUGCCGCUGGAUGCACUUUCUUUCGCUACCUCAACGGAGGUCUCCAUCCUUUCGGCCAAGGCUUCAACAUUGAAGUAAACAUUAUGAAGGGGAAUCUAAUCAAUGCAACAAAAUACGAGGGGGAACCGUGGAAAACGGUUCUAGCAACAAUGGUGAAGCUCAACCCUAAAGAGCGACCGUCAUUCUCAACAAUUGUUGAAGUAUUGGAGAAACAUCUUGAAGCUUCAAGUAGUUGGUCUUCUUCAGCGUCGGGAGAAGAAUCGCUUUUACCUAUUAUUGUUGACCCAAACGAAAAUUAUGACAAAACUAGAACGAGUAAUGUUGGUGACGUGGAAUAUAGUCGGAGCAAUUUCAUCGGUAGGGGAGCUUAUGGAGUCGUCUACGCUGGAACCUUCAAAGGCGAAAAAGUGGCAGUCAAGCGAGUACAACUCAUGGACUCUCGUGGCAGCGAAAAAAUUUUUAGAAGAUCCUUAGAAAUUCAGCACCUUCUCAAUCAUCGGAACGUUGUGCAGUUCAAACACUUUGAAAAAGACGAUGAUUUCGGGUACUUUGUUAUGGAGUUGUGUGCUGCAUCACUUCAGGAUUACAUUAAGGGAAAAUAUAAAGGACCGAUGCCCACGGAUAAGCAAGUUCUUUUCCAGUUGGCGAAUGGGCUGGAGUACAUUCAUUCAAUGGGAAUCUUACACCGAGAUAUCAGUCCUGCAAAUAUUCUGAUUUCUUUAACGGAACCAGUUCAAAUGAAAUGGUCAGGUUUCGGGUCAAGCAAGCCAGUAAAUGAAAGAGGAUCUUGUUCAUUAAGUGGAGUAAAAGGAUCCCAAAAUUGGAUGUCCCCGGAAGAGAUGAGCAUGUUUCAGUCAGGGGAGAAUGCCGACCAUAGGCGUGGAUCUGUAAAAAGUGAAAUAUUUUCUGCUGGCUGCGUUUUUAUCUUCUUCCUGUUACGUGGAAAGCAUCCGUUUGGGAAAUCGUAUGGCAUACCUACGAACAUUUUUCAAGGCCGUCCCGUAAAUGCGAUCCCGGAGGAACAUUUCGCCCGUCCUUUCGUCCUUCCAAUGAUCGCAAACGAUCCUGAGAAGAGAAUUUCUCUACGGAAGGUCAUCGACCAAUUGACACCCCUUCAACCACCAAGCCGACUGAAUUUGCUGCAAUACGACAACCAAAAUUUACUGUGCAGUACAGGAAUUCUUUCCAUUGUUUAUCAUGUUGGAACGUUUGAAGGAUCGCCACUGGCCGUCAAAAGGGUUCCACGGAAGAAUUGCACCACAAAAUCCUUUGAGGAACUGAAACGAUUGGAUCACUCGAAUAUUGUUCGUUUGCUUCAUUUUGAUCAAGAUGACGAUUACAGAUAUUUUGGGAUAGAAUUGUGCGUGGCAUCUUUGGACCAAAUUUUUCUUCCAGAAGAGGAUCCAAAGAAAUAUAACGGACCGGUUUCAUCUGACGAGCAAUUUUGUUUCCAGUUUAUCAGUGGAUUGGAGUACAUCCACGGGAAAUACCUCGUUCACGGGUCCAUCAAACCCACCAACAUUUUGAUUUCGUCAAGAAAAGAUCCGCAAAUCAAGUUGUCAGAUUUUGGAUUGACCACGUCAUGUCUGAACGAGGGUCACACAACGAAACCUGUGGUUUGUGGAAUUCUUAGUUCGCGGUAUUGGUUGGCUCCAGAAUUCCUUGAUUCUAGUGAUGGGAAAUUUACAAAAGAAUGCGACAUCUUUGCCGCUGGAAGUGUUUUCUUCUAUUUCCUGAGCAAAGGCUGCCAUUUGUUUGGUGAUAGCCACGAAAUACUAAAAAAUACUUGCGAAGGAAAUCAGUUCAACUUGUUUAAGAAAAUGACUAUUGGACAUUUUGCAAUGGGAUUGAUCCGUUGGAUGACUCAAAAAGAUCCCAAAAAACGACCUGAACUGUCCGUACUCUACACUCAUUUGGAAUUAGUUCAACCAAUGAAGAACCUCAAAGUAGUUGGGAAGAUUCAAUUCUCUCGAAAUCAUUUUUUGGCCAAAGGUGGUUAUGGAAAUGUAUACCUGGGCUGUUGUGAACGCUCCAACUCCGACGUUGUUAUCAAGCGAAUGGAAUUGCUCGAAGGAAACCGAAAGGGAAUUGACACACAAUUAACAGCUUUACAAAAUCUGAGUCAUCCCAAUAUUGUCAAAUUCUUUGAUUCCGCUUCAGAUCUUGAUUUCAUACACAUAGCCAUCGAGAAAUGUCUGACAUCACUUGAUAAAUAUUGCCGACAACCGCUUCUUUAUCAAGGGGUUAUUCCGAUGCCAACGGAUCAGGAAGUUCUCGUUCAGAUGGCCGAAGGUCUUCACUACAUCCACUCGCAAAAAAUCGUGAAUGAAUCACAACCUUUGAUUUAUCGGAAUGUUAAACCUGAAAACAUUUUAAUUUCGUGUGACCAUCCGGCCGUCAUCAAAUGGGCCGAUUUUGGACUGUCAAGAGCCGUUGUCAGUGGUAGCAAAUCUUUUACGUGGAGUCAGCUGAAAGGAACUGAACGUUGGCUGGCACCAGAGUUAAUUCAAAGUGACGCAGGAGCGAAAGUGAGAGGAAGUCAAAGUUGCGAUGUCUUCGCUCUCGGCUGCGUCUUUUUCUUCUUCUUGACACAAGGAAUGCAUCCGUUCGGAGACGGAGACGAUAACACUGUACAAGGCAAUAUAGAUAACGGGAUGCAAGUCAAUCUAAAUCAGUUAUCAAAGGAACAUUUCGCCUUCUCCAUCAUAGAAAAAAUGAUUCAGAACGAUCCACAUUUGCGACCGAACAUGUCAGCAGUUGUCGGUGAGCUUCAAUUAGGAUCGCCACUGGCCGUCAAAAGAGUUCCACGGAAGAAUUGUACCACAAAAUCCUUUGAGGAACUGAAACAAAUAAAUCACCCGAAUAUUAUUCAGUUGCUUCAUUUUGAUCAAGAUUCCGAUUACAGAUAUUUUGGGAUGGAAUUGUGCGUGGCAUCUUUGGACCAACUUUUCCUUCCAGAAGACGAUCCAAAGAAAUAUAAAGGACCGAUUCCGUCUGAAGAGCAAUUUUGUUUUCAGCUCAUCAGUGGAUUGGAGUACAUUCACGGGAAAAACCUCGUUCACGGGUCGAUGAAACCCACCAACGUUUUGAUUUCGUCACGUCAAGAUCUGCUAAUCAAGUUGUCAGAUUUUGGAUUGACUACGUCAAGUUUAAAUGAGGGUCACUCAACGAAACGUUUGAUUCGUGGAUUUCUUAGUUCGCGGUAUUGGUUGGCUCCAGAAUUGCUUGAAAGUGAUUCUACUGAUGGGAAAUCUACAAAAGAGAGCGACAUCUUUGCCGCUGGAAGUGUUUUCUUCUAUUUCCUGAGCAAAGGAUGCCAUUUGUUUGAGGAUGCAACCCACGAGAUAUUAAAAAAUACUUGCGAAGGAAAUCAGUUCAACUUGUUUAAGAAAAUGCUUCCUGAUGGGCACUUUGCAAUAGGAUUGAUCCGUUGGAUGACUCAAAAGCAUCCCAAAAAACGACCUGAACUGUCCAAGAAGUCCGUACUCUACGCUCACUUGGAAUUAGUUCAACCAAUGAAGAAACUCGAAACUGUUGGGACCAUUCAGUUCUCCAGAGACCAUUUUUUGGCCAAAGGUGGUUACGGAAGCGUAUUCCUGGGCCGUUGUGAAAGCUCCACCUCCGACGUUGUUGUCAAGCGAAUGGAAUUGCUCGAAGGAAACCGAAAGGAAGAAAUUGACAGAGAAUUAACAGCUUUAAAAAACCUGAGUCAUCCCAAUAUUGUCAAAUUCUUUGAUUCCGCUUCAAAUUCUGAUUUCAUACACAUAGCCAUCGAGAAAUGCCUGACAUCACUGGAUAAAUAUUGCCGACAUCCGCUUCUUUAUUAUCAAGGGGUUAAAACGAUGCCAACAGAUGAGCAAGUUCUCGUUCAGAUGGCCGAAGGUCUUCACUACAUCCACUCGCAAAAAAUCGUGAAUGAAUCACAACCUUUGAUCCAUCGGGACGUCAAACCCGAAAACAUUUUAAUUUCGUGUGACCAUCCGGCCGUCAUCAAAUGGGCCGAUUUUGGACUGUCAAGAGCCGUUGUCAGUGGUAGCAAAUCUUUUACGUGGAGUCACUUGAAAGGAACUGAACGUUGGUUUGCACAAGAGUUAAUUCAAUGUGACGUAGAAGCGAAAGUGAGAGGAAGUCAACGUUGCGAUGUCUUUGCUCUCGGCUGCGUCUUUUUCUUCUUCUUGACUCAAGGAAUGCAUCCGUUCGGAGACGGGGACAAAUACAUUGUUCAAUAUAAUAUAAAAGACAUGAAGCCAGUCAAUCUAAAUCAGUUAUCAAAGGAACAUUUCGCCUUCUCCAUCAUAGAAGAAAUGAUUCAAAACGAUCCACGUUCGCGACCGAACAUGUCAGCAGUUGUCGAUGCACUUCAAUUACCGACACCAUCGGCUUGUUUAGAGAAUAGCGGCAACGAACAUGUCUCUGCUGUAAAACGUCAGCGUGAUUUGGAAAAUGAACAGGAUACCAGUAAUAAGGGGAAAAAACUUCGUUUUGACAAGUUUAACUAA
Messenger RNA from Daphnia pulicaria, 5297 nucleotides. RefSeq lists its product as uncharacterized. Gene Ontology annotation, cellular component: IRE1-TRAF2-ASK1 complex. Gene Ontology annotation, biological process: IRE1-mediated unfolded protein response; intrinsic apoptotic signaling pathway in response to endoplasmic reticulum stress; protein phosphorylation. NCBI's taxonomy places the organism in Eukaryota, Metazoa, Arthropoda, Branchiopoda, Diplostraca, Daphniidae. The transcript has 16 exons. Bases 129 to 5297 code for a protein of 1722 amino acids. The record is from RefSeq and is a predicted model, not a curated record. Gene Ontology annotation, molecular function: ATP binding; RNA endonuclease activity; protein serine/threonine kinase activity.